CGAUUUGCGGUCUUGCUUGCAAGGGAUCUUCGCCCUUCGUCGGCUUCUCUCACAACUCCAAAAAUCGACGGCGACGACGAUCGAUCAUUUAUCGAUACAUGUAGCAAAAGCAACCAGCAUCAAAGGAGACAAACAAAACUCGUCCAAAGCGCAAGCCAAAACUGAAGCAACCAUACCUCCCACGGGAACAAACAGCGAAGCCCAAGCGACAACUUCCGCCAUUCCGUCCACAGCAAGCAGCAGCAGCAGCAAGCCCAAAGAGAAGACAACGAUGUCUUCCGUCCUUGUGCCCAGCCAAGCGGUUCGCAGCAGCAGCGACACCCACACAACCAGCGAAGCGUCGGCAAGCAAUGCGUCGCCUCAGCCUGGUGGCGCCACCAAUGCAGAAAAGAAAGGACGGAGGCGCAAGAACAAGAACAGAACGCGAGGCGCCCGAGGCGCCAACAAGAACAGCAACGAUGGCUCGCCGAACGAGGAGGAUGGCGCAAGAGCAUCGGCAGAGGAAGGCAAGAAGCCAGACCGUAGCCAGAGCCCGGCAGGUGGAGCAAAAGGAAAGAACCAAAGACAGCGAAAUAACAAGAACAAGAACAAAAAGAACCAAGAAGGGGAAAGCAAAAAGGGUCCAGAAGUGGAGAAUGUCAAGGGAACCAAUAGCAAAGAUGCAGAUGAACAAGCCAACAACAACAAUAUCAAGAGCAAAGGGAAGAAAAACAACAACAAUAAGAAUCGCAACAACAAGAACCGCAAGCGAUAUCCUUGGCGAAAGCGUAUUCCAGCCGGAACUGUUGAUCCCAUCACAUUGGAUGCUCUAGUUUCUCUUCCAUACCCGCCAUUUGCUUUGUGGGCUGCUUCUCCCUACUUGCCUGUUCCUGUGUGGCCUCCCGCAGAAAACAACAACAAAAAGCAACAAAAGACCCCCGAAGAAUUGGCUAAAGAACAGGAAGUCGAGGCACAGGAACGAGAACGACGACUGCUGCAGGAACAGUGGGGCACUGCCGUCGUCAACAAGGAGCCAGGCGAACAGCAGCCAAGCGAGGAAUCAAACAGCAGCAACAUCAAUCGCCAUGUCAAUCUAUUUGAUGGCCGGGCCCUGGCGUACUACAUGGUCUCGCAACUCCAAUUCAUUGAUCCUCUGACUCGGAGGGAUUUAGACAGGGACGAGCUGAUCCAGCUGGACCGGUACUUGGUCAGGCACGGCUUUACCGAUCUUAACGUCGUCGAAGCCUAUGACACCAAAGGGGUCUCGCUGUCCACUGCCGGUGCCGCAAGCACCACUGCUGCUGGUCGCGCUGAAAUCCUGCAACAAGAAGCACGCGUGUUACUCAAUGCUCUGUUUGGUGGCGGCCCGUCUGCAUUGCCGCCAGCACCACAGAACAACGCCCCAGUCAAUGCGCUAAUGGAGCAAUAUUCUAGCUACCAAGCGGCACAGCAGCAGCAAGCGCGACCCAGCAGCAACAACAACACUCGGCGUCCCGAACGCAACAAUCGCAGCGCCUUUGACAAUCCUCGUUCGAAUGCGGAAGACACAGGCAUCUACGGAGACGAAACGACGGGAAUGAUGAUUAUCGACGACGAUUUGAACCCAAGUCUGCGAGGCGCAGGAGACAAUCGAGCCAUGAGACCCCACCGACCCCCCACUGCCCCACCAACGUUAUGGGCUGGAAGCCGCAUUGCUGGUCCUUCCGCAAACGCCGACAAUCUACAGGCCGACAACUUUCCCGCCCUCUCGGUGACAGCGACUCUCCCGCCCCACCAGUCGCCCCUGAACACGAGUGCGCCAUCCUUUGUUCCAGGGGGUGCGCCCGCCGUAGAGGCUCCUGCUGCAGUCAAGCGACAGCAACCCCCCAAAAAGAAGGUUCUUCCACCCGCGAGCUCUUUGAAAUUCAUUGCCGGGGCUGUCAAGAAGACCACCCCCGAAGAAGCACAACGCCAAUUCGAGGCCAGAGAAGAAGCUAGGAGAAAGGCAAUGAUGGCCAACCUUAGAUUCGGAUCUGAUCCGACAAGCUGGGACGCACCGACGUCAGCGGGGGCCCCUUCCUCUGUGGCGAUGCCAAACGCCAGCGAGGCGCAGCUGGAGCGAAAUCAAGCAUUUGCCGAUGCUCUCGGUGUUGCUGGACGCUCCGCCCCUCAGAGCUGGGCGCGGCCUACAGACAUGGAAAACGCCGCGGCCAUCGCUUACCCCGAUGCACUGAUCUUGCGGGCUCGUGAGAAUAUGGGUGCCCUUCUCAAACUUGAGAAGAAGUGGAAGUCGUUUUUGGAAGACGACAAGGCAGCCUCGUUGCCGCUGAACCACAUGGACCGUCCGAUGCGAGCCUUUGUACACGAGUACUCGGACUAUUGGAAGCUCCACACCGAGUCAUUCGACAAGGAGCCCAAACGCUACAUACAUUGUGUCAAGCUCUUGGAUACGGGCGCUCCUUACCCUCUUUUGUCGGACGCGGCCAGACACUGGAGAGGUCCAACCGGCGCAGGAAUUUCGUUGGGCAGAGGUCAGCAAACCGCAGGACAGGAUACCUGGGGCAGUGAAGUUCGAGCCCCCAUAGUGACGGAUCUGUCGGCUGCAGCACCCACAAACUCCCGUGCGGCGGCAUUGACAUCGGCCAGGCCAAAGCUGGAGUUGAAGGAGCGGACUCUUCCCCUCGAGCUCCCUCCGUUUGAGCCGCCCACCAAGACGUCCGAACUGGAGGCCGAAUCAGAGGAACAGAUCCGGCGCAGGAAAUUGAGGAUGGAGGAACAGAAACGAAAGGAACAGGAACGGGAGGAACGAAAGCAACGCGCUCUUGAGGCUGCCUUUGCCAGUGACUCGGAAGAAGAAAGCCUGCGUGGAAUGGGCGAAGAUGACGAUGAUAGUUGGGUGGAAGGAGAGGCGCUCUACAACAGCGAAGACGAAGCCGACUGAUAGAUGGAUGACGAUGACGAUGAUACUUGGGCGGAAGGAGAGACCAGCGAAGACGAAGCCCAACCCAAGCCCAACUAAAAGAUCGGCACCGUAGAAUUGCCUAAGAUAGAGCUGGAGAAUUUUAAGUAUUUUCAAUGCUUGAUGAAGAUUGUCAUUCGCGU
Messenger RNA from Seminavis robusta, 3060 nucleotides. Lineage: Eukaryota; Bacillariophyta; Bacillariophyceae; Naviculales; Naviculaceae. The record is from the annotation of a GenBank genome assembly.